Molecule: messenger RNA, 1802 nt
Organism: Andrographis paniculata
Lineage: Eukaryota; Viridiplantae; Streptophyta; Magnoliopsida; Lamiales; Acanthaceae
Product: DEAD-box ATP-dependent RNA helicase 15-like
Exons: 12
Coding region: 128-1414 (428 amino acids)
Molecular function (GO): ATP binding; RNA binding; RNA helicase activity
Source: RefSeq, a predicted model, not a curated record
UUUCAUAUCAGCGUAUCCGCUCCCCCCUCUCGCUUCUAAGCCCUAGAUCGGUUAGGGUUUAUCGCUCAUUCUCCGUUUCUCCGGUGAUCUUAUCUUUGAGGAGCUCUUUAGUUGGUUUCAAGGAAAAAUGGGUGAAGUUAAGGACAACGAAGCGUAUGAGGAGGAGCUUCUCGAUUACGAGGAAGAAGAGGACAAGGCCCCCGAUUCAGUCAAUGGAAAGGCCGGCGGGGAGGCGGUCAAAAAGGGCUACGUUGGAAUUCACAGUUCAGGCUUUAGAGAUUUCUUAUUGAAGCCAGAGCUACUUCGUGCUAUUGUGGAUUCUGGGUUUGAACAUCCUUCAGAAGUGCAACAUGAGUGCAUUCCCCAAGCCAUCUUAGGAAUGGAUGUUAUUUGUCAAGCAAAGUCCGGGAUGGGCAAGACUGCAGUUUUUGUUCUGUCUACCCUUCAACAAAUUGAACCGGUUGCUGGUCAAGUAGCUGCUCUUGUCCUUUGUCAUACAAGAGAAUUAGCGUACCAGAUAUGUAACGAGUUUCAGCGGUUUAGCACCUACUUGCCUGAUGUUAAAGUGGCUGUGUUCUAUGGUGGUGUCAACAUCAAGGUUCACAAGGAUUUACUAAAGAAUGAGUGCCCCCAUAUCGUUGUGGGGACUCCUGGAAGAGUGUUAGCUCUUGCUAGAGACAAGGAUCUCAGCUUAAAAAAUGUGAGGCACUUCAUUCUUGAUGAGUGUGAUAAGAUGCUCGAGUCACUUGACAUGAGGAGAGAUGUUCAAGAGAUUUUCAAGUUGACCCCACAUGAUAAGCAAGUGAUGAUGUUCUCUGCUACUCUCAGUAAGGAGAUUCGCCCAGUUUGCAAGAAGUUCAUGCAAGAUCCGAUGGAAAUUUAUGUGGACGAUGAAGCCAAAUUGACUCUCCAUGGGCUUGUACAGCAUUACAUCAAGCUGACAGAGCUGGAGAAGAACCGAAAGUUGAAUGACCUUCUUGAUGCCCUAGAUUUUAACCAGGUUGUGAUUUUUGUUAAAAGUGUUAGCCGAGCUGCUGAACUAAACAAACUACUCGUUGAGUGCAACUUCCCCUCCAUCUGCAUCCACUCUGGAAUGUCGCAGGAAGAAAGGUUGACACGCUACAAAGGUUUCAAAGAGGGCCUCAAAAGGAUAUUAGUUGCAACUGAUUUAGUGGGAAGAGGAAUCGACAUUGAGCGUGUCAAUAUUGUCAUAAAUUACGAUAUGCCAGAUUCUGCUGAUACUUACCUUCACAGGGUCGGCCGAGCUGGUCGCUUUGGCACCAAAGGGCUUGCAAUCACAUUUGUUUCAUCUGCAUCAGAUUCUGAUGUACUAAAUCAGGUUCAAGAAAGGUUUGAGGUGGACAUAAAGGAGCUCCCCGAACAAAUCGACACCGCCACAUACAUGCCAUCAUAACUUAUGUCUGGUGACACACCCACAGACCACUCUCACCUUUGUGUGAUGCAUGAGCUCAGAUCGAUAGACUUCCUACAAUCCUGGAGGAUAAGGGGAGGAUUUAUUUAUAUAAGUUAAUUUUCUAUAUAUUUGAGAGAAAUAGAUCGAUUGUGUUGUACUAUUGAUAAAUUUUGGAUGGAACUUCUAGCUCGUCAUCUUCAUGAUUUUAGCCCCCUUGUCGUUGUGGUUUCUUUGAUAUAGGAGGUUUCGUCUUCUAGUACCUGUUAUAACAUCAACAAGCUUAAGUAGACUUACCGGGAUUUGUUUUCGAAAAUGCAUGGUAUUUGUAUGUAGCUAUCUGUUAUUUGUAGCUACUCUUGCCCAGAAAAGUUUGCUUUUUUGGCUUUUA